Ustilaginoidea virens is the source of this 1137-nucleotide messenger RNA. RefSeq lists its product as uncharacterized. Bases 1 to 1137 code for a protein of 378 amino acids. The record is from RefSeq and is a predicted model, not a curated record. Lineage: Eukaryota; Fungi; Ascomycota; Sordariomycetes; Hypocreales; Clavicipitaceae. Gene Ontology annotation, molecular function: dioxygenase activity. The transcript is spliced from 4 exons.
AUGCCCGCCGCCACUUCCGAGCUUACCGUCCCGCGUCCUUCCAAGGCCAGCGGCAUCCCACCAGGCUACAAGGCCAAGGUCGGGCGUCUGCAAACCUUCACCCUGCCCGACACCUUCACCGGCGGGCAGGAGGACGCGGAGCUCGGUAGGGCCAUCGUCCGGGCGUGGCAGCAGGACGGCAUCCUGCAGAUUGCCAUGACGCCCGCCCAGCAGGCGCAGUACAAGGCCGCCGACGAGGCCAGCAAGCGCUUCUUCGGCAAGCCCUACGCCCAAAAGGCCGCCUGCGUCGACAGCCAGACCUACUCGGGGUACAUUGCCAGCGGGGAAGAGCUGACGGACGGCAUCGCCGACUACAGCGAAAUCUUCACCGUGACCAAGGACCUGCCGCUCGACGAGGAGCGCGUGCUGGGCAUGUGGCCCUGCCACGGACGGUGCCCCUGGCCCGACGCCGCCUUCCAGCAGCCCAUGGAGCGGUACAUGGACGGGCUGGGACGCAGCGGCGAGCUCCUGCUCAAGCUGACCGAGCUGGGGCUGGGCGUCCCCGAGGGCUCUCUCGUCCAGUACACUCGCGACGGCUGGCACCACAUGAGGGUUCUGAGGUUCCCGGCAAACAACACCACAAACGGCAAAGGCAAGGACGGACGCGGGAUCGGCUCCCACACCGACUACGGUCUCCUCGUUCUCGCCGCGGCCGACAACGUUGGCGCGCUCUUCAUCCGCCCUCCCUACCAAAACGAGAGCUUCGCCAACUGGAGCGAAAGCGCUGCCGGGUUCAAAGAGGACGACGAAGGAUGGGUGUUUGUGCCCCCGGCCGAGAAUGUCUUUACCGUCUUCCCAGGCGACAUGAUGCAGUUCCUGACCAACUCGGCGCUGCCGUCCACUCCGCACAAGGUGGGCCUCAACACCGAGGAAAGAUUCGCCUUUGCCUACUUCCACGAGCCGAGCUUCCAGGCCGUCAUCAAGCCGCUGCCGGGGUACGACGCCGGCCAGGAGCCGCGGGAGGGCGUGCACUACGGCAAGCACUUUACCGACAUGUUUAUGAGGAACUACCCCGGGCGGAUCACCACGCAGAGGCUGGUGGAGGAGGGCCGUUAUGCGAUGCUGCAAAGGGAGGAGCUCAGGACCAUGUAUGCUUAG